UAUUCUCCUCAUCCAGAUUACAGGGCCCGAUAAUAAGGGGAUUUAUAAAGGCGACCGAGAGUCCAGUGGAAAAUACACAUUUGCUGCCCACAUGGAUGGAACUUACAAGUUUUGCUUUAGCAACAGGAUGUCCACCAUGACUCCCAAGAUAGUGAUGUUCACUAUUGAUAUUGGGGAAGCUCCAAAGGGGCAAGACAUGGAGACAGAAGGUGGUGGAGAUACCUGGGAUGCUCAUCAGAACAAGCUAGAAGAAAUGAUUAAUGAGUUAGCAGUGGCCAUGACAGCUGUAAAGCAUGAACAAGAAUACAUGGAAGUUCGUGAGAGAAUACAUAGAGCAAUUAAUGACAACACAAACAGCAGAGUGGUCCUUUGGUCAUUCUUUGAAGCUCUUGUACUAGUUGCCAUGACACUGGGACAAAUCUACUAUCUGAAGAGGUUUUUUGAAGUCCGAAGAGUUGUUUAAGAAUGCUUUCCCUGAUCCUGGAUUUCAGUUCACUGUCUACCAAACAACUUGGUCACAAAAGAAGUCAUUUAGUUUCUAAACCCUCUUUACUGAACUUUAAAACUUAUUUGCUUAUGUUUCUUCCUAGUUAAAAUGAAAUGUUUUUAUAUAUCUUCUGUAGCAAAAGCUGUGCUAAAAUCUCAUCACUUAAUUGGCCUAAUUUUUUCACUGAAAUCUGCCUAGUCUGUAUGCUAAGCGAGGUCCAAGCAGGCUGCAAAUGCUGUAAUUCAACUGUAGUAGUAAGCAAUGUUGGUGUCUUUUCUCUCUUUUUUUUCUGUUUCCAUCAGUUCUUGCAGUUCUAUCUAGGGAAACGGUACAUGGCCCUAAUGUGACUGUUGGCGUUUUUGACAUCUUUAACCCUGCAGUAGAUGUUAUGAAAUCUAAAGAAUCUUUUUUUGCCUAUACAAACUGCCAAGGAGAAACAAUUGGGACUCUGUUCUGAAAGUGAAUAGAAGACAGCUGACUACUUCCAAUCUAGUAUGUGUACCUAGUUACUGAUUAAAACUUCUUCAGUAACUAUCUUAAUUAUAUCAACUUGUUUCCUAAGUUCUUUUUAAAUUAAAUACUUGAUAUCACAAUGCAUUCUCUCCUCUCAUUACCAAAUGUUCAUCAUGUGGUUUUCAGUUUUUCACGGGUUUAUAUCGAAGCCAAUUGUGUGCAGUGUUCUGGCAAACAGUAGUGAACCCCUUGGUUUCUGCAGGUCCAAAGCUCAGAGUGUUGGCACUAUCACACAGUGCUUUAGUGUUCGGAAAAACUGGAUUCCUGAUGCCAAAGGGUUAAUGGUUCUGGGGGUUUAUUACAAUGCUAUGCAGCCCUUAUAUUUAAGUGGCAGUCUCUGCCAUUUUCUGGUCAUAAUUAGCAUAAAGCUGAAUACUGGUGUGUUUUCUUUUUCAGGCACAUGUAGAUUUUUGUUUUUGUAUAAAGUUACUUUUCUUGGUAUCUGAUGAUGGGUUUAAAAAUUAAAGAAGUGUCUGGUGUGGGUGCUGAGCCAGGAUUAUGUUGUGACUGAUGUAUAUUAGUUGUAAUCAUUUUUGGGGCGGGGUGGGGUUUUUUUCCAGGGGUAGCCUCUACAAGUAACACACAACAGUUUUGUACAAUUAAUUUAAAAUUUGUUACAGGUUUUCAUGUUCCAGGUAAAGUUUUUUCAACCUUGGGCAAACACUUGCAGCAGUUCCUCAGAAAGGUGGCAAUUACACCUUAUUGUGACUGUUGUGUGCCAAUAUUUUUGUGUAAAAAGAAGAACCACUCAAAUUGAAUUCAAGGAUGUACAUUUAAAAUUGCUUGUGAAUCUAAAUAUGACCCAGGUUCGAUAAAUAAACAAAAUUCUUUAAGAAAAG
Messenger RNA from Tinamus guttatus (white-throated tinamou), 1839 nucleotides. The record is from RefSeq and is a predicted model, not a curated record. Lineage: Eukaryota; Metazoa; Chordata; Aves; Tinamiformes; Tinamidae.